Messenger RNA from Ceratosolen solmsi marchali, 3001 nucleotides. It is a transcript of the gene Clbn, whose product is annotated as Nuclear export mediator factor NEMF homolog Clbn. Gene Ontology annotation, biological process: rescue of stalled cytosolic ribosome; ribosome-associated ubiquitin-dependent protein catabolic process. Lineage: Eukaryota; Metazoa; Arthropoda; Insecta; Hymenoptera; Agaonidae. Gene Ontology annotation, molecular function: tRNA binding; ribosomal large subunit binding. The coding region runs from base 86 to 2959 and encodes 957 amino acids. Gene Ontology annotation, cellular component: RQC complex. The record is from RefSeq and is a predicted model, not a curated record. The transcript has 10 exons.
GCUAUAAAACGUAAUUUUGUGCAAAUAUAAAAAUUGUCCAAGUAAUAAUUUAUACAUGGAAAGAAAAUAAUCGUUAACUAGAAAAAUGAAAAAUCGAUUUAACACCUAUGAUUUAGUGUGCUCUAUUUCAGAGCUGCAAAGACUCAUUGGUAUGCGUGUUAAUCAAAUUUAUGACAUAGAUCGUAAAACUUAUCUAAUUCGUUUACAAAGGAGCGAAGAGAAAUGCAUUUUAUUAUUAGAGUCAGGUAAUCGUAUACAUACAACAGCUUUUGAAUGGCCAAAAAAUGUAGCUCCUUCAGGAUUUUCAAUGAAGAUGCGUAAACAUCUUAAAAAUAAGCGUCUUGAAAAUUUAAGGCAAGUUGGUGCUGAUAGAAUAAUAGAUCUCCAAUUUGGAAGUAGUCAAGCUGCUUACCAUAUUAUAUUAGAAUUGUACGAUCGUGGUAAUAUUAUACUCACUGAUUAUGAAAUGACAAUACUUAACAUUUUAAGACCACAUGUAGAAGGAGACAAAAUCAGAUUGGCUGUUAAUGAAAAGUAUCCAAUCUACAGAGCUCAUACAAAGAUGAUACCAACACUAAACGAACUUCAAGAUAUUAUUAAAAAAGCAAAACAAGGAGAAAAUUUAAAAAAGAUUUUAAAUCCACAUUUAGAAGUAGGUGCUGCUAUUAUAGAUCAUGUUCUUGCACAAAAUAAUUUUCCAUUAGGCUGUAAGCUAAAUGAGGAAUUUGACAUAGAAAAAGAUGUAGAUAAACUAUAUUCUGCUCUUAUGAUCGCAGAAGAUAUGCUUAAAAAUGCCACAAAACAUGUAUCAAAAGGAUAUAUUAUACAAAAAAGAGAGGUUAAACCUCUACAUGAUGAUGGUGAAGAAUUUAUAUAUACAAAUAUUGAAUUUCAUCCAUUUUUAUACGAACAAUGUAAAAUGCAACCGUAUAAAGAAUAUGAAUCAUUUGAUAAAGCAGUUGAUGAGUAUUUUUCAACGAUGGAAAGCCAGAAAUUAGAUUUAAAAGUUUUACAGCAAGAACGUGAAGCUUUUAAAAAGUUAGAAAAUGUAAAAAAGGAUCAUAAUGAAAGAUUGAUUUCCUUGGGGAAGGUCCAAGAAAUAGAUAAGCAAAAAGCUGAGUUGAUUACUCGAAAUCAACAGUUAGUUGAUAAUGCCAUUCGAACAAUUCAUAGUGCUUUAGCAACUCAAAUGUCUUGGGAGGAUAUAAAUAUUUUUGUAAAAGAAGCACAAGCAAAAAAAGAUCCUGUAGCAUGUGCUAUAAAGAAAUUAAUAUUAAACACCAAUCAUAUUUCAUUAUUUUUAAGCGAUCCCUACGAAGACAGUGAUGAUGGUGAACCAGAACUAAAGUCCAUGACAAUAGAUAUUGAUUUAGCUUAUUCUGCAUUUGCUAAUGCAACAAAAUACUACAAUCAGAAACGUUCAGCUGCUAAAAAACAACAAAAAACAAUUCAAUCUCAAGGAAAAGCUUUAAAAUCUGCUGAAAAGAAAACCAAGCAAGCUUUAAAAGAAGUACAAGCAAUCCAUACUAUAAAUAAAGCAAGAAAGAUUUAUUGGUUUGAAAAGUUUUAUUGGUUUAUUACUUCUGAAAAUUAUUUAGUUAUUGGAGGAAGGGAUCAGCAGCAAAAUGAAUUGGUUGUAAAAAGAUAUUUAAGAAGUGGUGACAUUUACGUUCAUGCAGACUUAAUUGGUGCAAGUUCAGUUGUGAUAAAAAAUCCUGAUGGAAAUCCUAUACCUCCAAAAUCUUUAGCUGAAGCUGGAACAAUGGCCGUUGCAUAUAGUAUGGCAUGGGAGGCGAAAAUAAUAUCUGGUGCAUAUUGGGUAAAUAGUGAUCAAGUAUCCAAAACAGCUCCAACUGGAGAAUACCUUACAACAGGAUCCUUUAUGAUUCGAGGAAAAAAGAAUUAUUUACCUCCAUGUCAGUUAGUAAUGGGAUUAGGAUUUCUAUUUCGAUUAGAAGAUAGUUCAAUUGAAAGGCAUAAACAUGAAAGACGGAUUCGAAAUAUCGAUGAAGGUGAAGAUCUAGAUCACAUUGUUGAAUCAUAUAAUGAAAUUGAAUUAGAAGACGACAUCGACAAUGAUAAACAGAGUAUAGAAAAUUUGCAAACUAUCAGUGAAGAAAUAACGGAAGAUCUUGAAAGAGCAUCCUUACACAAUUGUGAUAGUGAUCAAGAUGAAAAUAAAUUGCUUGUGUCUGAUACCCAUAUUAAAUUAGAUCUAUCAGGACCAAAAGUUAAAUUUCAUUUAAAUGAUUCAAAAUCAAUUACAAGAAUAAAAACAGAUAUUGAUAUGGUACAUUCAGAUAAUGAUCAAGUUAUUUCAUUAACUAAUGUACAAAAUAAAGAUGUUCCAAAAGAAAAUUUGUCCCAAGAUAUUCAUGCACAAACAAAACAAUAUCAAUCAACUUUAAAAAGAGGGCAAAGAGGAAAACUUAAGAAAAUUAAAGAAAAAUAUAAAGAUCAAGAUGAAGAAGAUAGAAGAAUAUUAAUGGCAAUUUUACAGUCUGCUGGCCCUUCUAAUGACAAUAAACGAAAAAGUAAAAGUAAAGAUCCAUGUGGUUUAAAGCAAGAAAAAAAAAAAAUAUUGCCAAAAAUUAACUUAUCACAAGAUAUAAAAGUAACUGAAGAUUUAGACGAUGAAGAUAUAACUUCUUUGUACAAAGUUGAUAUGCUAGAGCAAUUAACUGGCAAGCCAAUGCAAGAAGAUGAAUUAUUAUUUUCUGUACCAGUUAUUGCUCCUUAUAGUACAUUGCAGAAUUAUAAAUUUAAAGUCAAAUUGACUCCUGGGACAGGUAAAAGAGGAAAGGCUGCUAAAACUGCAAUAGCUAUUUUUCUAAAAGAUAAGUCUAUAACUUUUAGAGAAAAGGAUCUUUUAAAAUCAGUUAAAGAUGAAAGUAUUGCAAGAAAUAUACCUGGAAAGGUGAAAAUUAGUGCUCCACAAAUUCAAAAAUUCAAAAAAUAAUUAUAAAUUUUAAUACAUAUUUAAUAUUAAGUAAAAUAGUAA